GAUGGGUUACCACAAAUGCCUGUGGUCUUCGAGAGGGUAGGAAGUCGCAGCCAGAAUAUUCCCUGGGCGGGCCAGCCCCCACCCCGUGGCCGGCAGCAGGUGCCCACCAAGCAGUGCUGUGCUUUACUGGGUGAAGUAGCCAGUUGUUCCAAGGGAGAGGAGAGCCUAGUCUGCCACCCAAGAAAAACAAGAGAAGAACCAAAAAGAAGAAACCCCGAAACUAUACAACAUAUUUCAAAGCAGCAAAAACAGAACAUGAGCGGAACAAUCCAGCCGAGUGAAUUUGUGACCAGCGUCAUUGAAGAGCCACAGAAUCGUCCUCAAGAGGCCGAAGCAGCUGCUGACAUGCAGGCAGUAGCUCAUGUGGAAGAAGAAAUGAGACCCGAGGUCUCAAAAGAUGGCAUCACCUGGAUAAAGGAUUCAGUGAAGGAAUUUGAGCAAGAAUUGAAAUUAGUGAGAAAAUGCCACGUGCAAAUUAAAGAAGAGCUGGCAGAAAUGAAAGAUUCCCGGGAAGAACUGGUGCUUGAAUUUGAAGAUGCCAAGAAAGGUCAUCAAGAACUUCUUUCAAAGAUGACGGAUAUGGAAUGCAGAAUCGAAACUGUGAAAGAACUAAUUGACGUAGCCAAUGAAAGACUUGGUGCCAUGGAAACCAAGAUUACUGAAAACAUAUUAGAAGUAGAGAAAGAAUCUGAAAAAACGAGUGAGCUGCUGAAAGAGUUAGAGAAGAUUCAGCAACAAGUGAAAGACCUGGAAGCUAAAUCCAAAUACAGUAUCGGUGACGUCUUGGGAAACUUUUAAGCGAUUUCUGUUUGGCAGUAGCAUUUCUUGAGAUUAGUAUAUUCUCAUCAGUAACACAGCCUCUCGAGCAUCAAGCUUAGUUAUCUUAGCAUCAGUUCAUUUUACAGUAAAUGAUCCAGUCGCUUCAGUUCUCUGAUUGAUAAAGUUAAAUGACUCUUGAUGUCAUGUUUUUUCUUUCAAUGUUUAAGAAAUAAAAAAAAUUAUAAAA
Molecule: messenger RNA, 1006 nt
Organism: Sarcophilus harrisii (Tasmanian devil)
Lineage: Eukaryota; Metazoa; Chordata; Mammalia; Dasyuromorphia; Dasyuridae
Exons: 2
Coding region: 16-798 (260 amino acids)
Source: RefSeq, a predicted model, not a curated record